This is a messenger RNA of Nymphalis io (European peacock), 2555 nucleotides long. RefSeq names its product mitochondrial DNA helicase (gene mtDNA-helicase). Gene Ontology annotation, molecular function: single-stranded DNA binding; ATP binding; 5'-3' DNA helicase activity. Lineage: Eukaryota; Metazoa; Arthropoda; Insecta; Lepidoptera; Nymphalidae. The record is from RefSeq and is a predicted model, not a curated record. The transcript has 10 exons. Gene Ontology annotation, biological process: mitochondrial DNA replication. The coding region runs from base 59 to 2035 and encodes 658 amino acids. Gene Ontology annotation, cellular component: mitochondrion.
UUGAGGUUAUAUUUAUAUUUUUAACAUGUUUAUACUUGUAAAUUUAUAAAAGAAAAAUAUGUAUCAUACUUUUAAGUUUAACAAAUUUAGGCUUAAGCCUUUUCUUAACAUCAUAAGUGACAUAAAAAAAAUACACAAUGUAGAUCUUAGCGAUAUUUCGAAAGUAACAGUUACAAAUAUUCGUAAAUUAUUACGACAAAAAGGUUUCCCUGUUCAGGAUGGAUUUACGUCUCUUACAACCAAAUGUACAAUAUGUAUGGAAGAAAAAACCGAACAAAAGAAUGCCGAAAAUAAACUUUUUGUUAAUAAAACUACAGGUUUCUUUUUGUGUCCUAAGUGCAAUAUACAUGGAGAAUGGAAUGUACUUGAAAGGUUAAUGAAAAAAUCUAAACCCGAAGGUAGUAUAAAAGACUAUAUCGAUGAUUUGCAGCAGAAAAUAGACAGUUUUAAAAAACACUGGGAAAAUAUAUUAAAAGAUACUACAUCAAUACUAGAUUUAAGUGAAAAUGAAACUUUAGAACUAUUCCGUUUAUUUGAAUAUCCAUACCAUCACGAAGCAAGUAAGGUAUUAUCAGACAUAAGAGUAUCAAAGGACCACACAGUAUUAUAUUUCCCUUUAAAGAACUCUUUGGAUAAUAUAGUGGGAUACCGUAAAGUACAAGCAGGGAGAGAGGAUGAGACCGAAAGCUUUGGUCUGUAUGCAGCUGGCUUGUUCCACUGCAGAGCCAGUAGAACAAGUCGUAAUGACCAAGCAAUUCUAGUGCCAAGUAUACAGGAUGUCCUACAUUUAGCUGCAUCUAAGGUUCCAGGUACUCUCAUUUGGCUGAAUAACUGUAGCCUACCCCCCGUCUUACUACCCUGUCUAGAAAACUACCAAAGAUUAUGUUUAUGGGGAGAUUGGGACAACAUGAGAGCUGUAGCUGAGAAGCUUGCGGAAGAAAGAUGUCGAUUUGUAAGGCCCACAGAUGGCUUAGUGACAGCAACUGAGGCGGCCGUCGCAAACUUAUCUUUAAAGACUCUUGUCUCGGAAGCGAAACCGGCCGCCCACAGAUCCAUCACCACUUUCGCAGCCCUACGAGAUGACGUGUAUGCUGAACUUACCAAUAUAGAUAAGGUUCGAGGCGUGAAAUGGCGUCGUUUCCCCGGGCUGACGCGCUUGCUGGGCGGACACCGCCGGGGAGAGUUGACCGUCCUCACCGGGCCCACGGGCUGCGGGAAAACAACGCUCUGUGCAGAAAUGUCACUCGACCUCGCACAACAAGGGGUUACAACUUUAUGGGGAAGCUUCGAGAUUCGCAACUCACGGCUGGCUCGCACGAUGCUGCAGCAGUUCGCAGGCGUCCCGCUCGAGCAGAACCUUCAGGAGUUUCCAAAGUUCGCUGACGAUUUUCAAAAAUUACCAAUCUACUACCUCGCGUUCCACGGACAACAGCCUAUCAAAGUCGUUAUGGAGGCGGUGGAGCACGCGCGGUACAUGCACGACCUGUCGCACGUGGUGGUGGACAACGUGCAGUUCAUGCUGGGAGUGGGCGACGAGCGCGAGGGGGACCGCUACCUGCGCCAGGACGCCGUCAUCGCCGCCUUCCGCACCUUCGCCACGGCUAGGCACUGUCACGUCACACUCGUCAUGCAUCCCAGGAAGGAACGCGAAAGUGAAGAUCUAUCUACCAGCUCCAUUUUCGGAAGUGCCAAAGCAUCCCAAGAAGCAGACAAUGUUCUUAUAAUUCAAGAUAAAAGACUAACAGCCGUUCGUGGAAAAAAAUACUUGCAAAUAGCCAAAAAUCGAUACAGCGGAGACCUCGGCAUCGUCCCACUGGACUUUGACAAAGACUCUCUCAGUUACCAGUCGAAAAAGAAAACCAAAUGUAAACAUGAUGAACCAGACAAACUCUUGGACGAGUGCUUUGAAGAAUACUCCUUAGAAGCUAACGAUAUUAAUACUAGCAGAACGCCAAAAAUUCAGAAAAACAAAAAGAGUAACAACGACGCCGAUACAUUCCUUAGUGAUAUUUUAAAUUUAAACAGAACAAGAUAAUAUUAGCUGAGUGAUGUAUCGUAUUUGUAAUAUAGAAAUCACGUUAAAUAAUUUAAACAUUUUACUAAUAUAAUUAAGUUUGUUAGUGACUCAAUUACAACAAACAGCUAGAAUUGAAAUAGAAAAGGAUCAUAUCUGGUAUCCAGGAGAAGAUUUAAUACCCUGGCUGCCCUAUUCCUAUGGAAAAUUGCCACCAAUCUCUGAAACAUUUAACAAUCGGUACGCCACAUUUUUUUGCGAGGUGCUAUGGACGUCUUUUUGAAUUUUUAAACGUUGACGAAUGGGGAAAAGCGAUUUGUACACAAAAUCUCACGGAGUUUUAAUGCCCCUCCUGGAACAGGAAAUCCGCCACCUGUUUAACAUGAAACGGAAUAUUUCAGUAUAUAGUGUGUUUGUAUAUUGUUGUGUGAACUAAUUUUAAAAGAUUGCUGAUAACAGAAAAAGCGAAUGAAAUCCGAUGAAACAAUAAUAAACCAAUCAACAAAGGGAAUUGAAAUUAAAGUAUCCGAAUCAAUUAAAA